This is a messenger RNA of Cornus florida, 2552 nucleotides long. RefSeq names its product DEAD-box ATP-dependent RNA helicase 7-like. Gene Ontology annotation, molecular function: helicase activity; ATP binding; RNA binding. The record is from RefSeq and is a predicted model, not a curated record. The transcript is spliced from 14 exons. Lineage: Eukaryota; Viridiplantae; Streptophyta; Magnoliopsida; Cornales; Cornaceae. The coding region runs from base 111 to 2279 and encodes 722 amino acids.
UAAACCUUUUCUCUUCCUCUUUAGCUCCUGCUACUGCAACUCACUGCCACACCCUUUUAUAGCAGGAGAAACCCUCUCUUCUCUAUCUCUGUCUAUCUGUCUAUAUAGUGAUGCCUUCUCUUGCCAUGCCUCAAUCUCUCUCACCCGAAGUUUGCAAAGACAAGAAGGAGAAGAAGAAGAUGAAGAGCAACACGAAAACCCUAGAAUUCGACUCUUCCGUAGAGAAGAGCAAGAAGGGUAAGAAGCUGAAUAAUAUUGAGAUGAAUUCGAAGGUUUCUGAGUCUGAAUCUGAAUCUGAAGAAGAUUCGCAGCAGAAAUUGUUGGAGAAGAAGAAGAUCAAGAAGAAAGAGAAGAAACGUAAGUCAUCGGAGAUUUUAGAAGAACACGGGGAGGAGAAGAGCGAUACGAGCUCGGAGUCGGGCGAGCCUAUGAAUUUGAAGGGGGUGAGUGGUGCUAAAUCGGCGAAGAAGAAGAAGUUGACGGAGGUUGAUGAUGAGGUGGAAGCAAAGGUUGAUGAUAAAGCAGAAAAUCCGAACGCGGUAUCGAAAUUUAGGAUUUCGGGACCGUUGAGAGAGUUAUUAAAGUCGAAGGGGAUUGAAUCCUUGUUUCCUAUUCAAGCUAUGACGUUUAACACUAUUUUGGAUGGUGCGGAUUUGGUGGGUCGUGCGAGAACUGGACAGGGUAAAACGUUGGCAUUUGUGUUGCCUAUAUUGGAGUCACUAACAAAUGGGCCUACAAAAGCAUCACGAAAGACUGGCUACGGGAGGGCACCAAGUGUUCUUGUACUUUUACCUACUAGGGAAUUGGCCACUCAGGUGGCCGCUGACUUUGAAGUCUAUGGUAAGGCAUUGGGGCUGACUUCAUGCUGUUUAUAUGGGGGAGCUUCUUACCAUACUCAAGAGGCUAAAUUAAAAAGAGGGGUCGAUAUAGUUGUGGGAACACCUGGCCGCAUUAAGGAUCACAUACAAAGAGGAAACAUUGACUUCAGCUCAUUGAAGUUCCGUGUCCUUGAUGAAGCUGAUGAAAUGCUGAGGAUGGGUUUCGUUGAAGAUGUUGAACUUAUUUUAGGCAAGGUAGAGGAUGCAAAGAAAGUUCAGACACUCCUCUUCAGUGCCACCUUACCAGUCUGGGUGAAGAAUAUUUCUUCUAGGUUUCUGAAACAAGAGAAGAAAACCGUAGAUCUUGUUGGUAAUGAGAAAGUGAAGGCUAGUACCAGUAUUCGCCAUAUUGUUCUUCCCUGUUCUAGUUCAGCCAGAUCCCAGCUUAUUCCUGAUAUUAUUCAGUGUUAUAGCAGUGGUGGCCGCACUAUUAUCUUUACUGAGACAAAGGAUUCUGCUUCUGAACUUGCUGGCUUGUUGCCUGGAGCGCGCGCUUUGCAUGGGGACAUCCAGCAGGCUCAGCGUGAGGUCACACUUUCUGGAUUUAGAUCAGGGAAGUUCAUGACAUUAGUGGCCACAAAUGUAGCAGCACGGGGAUUAGACAUCAAUGAUGUCCAAUUAAUUAUCCAGUGUGAGCCUCCACGUGAUGUAGAAGCGUAUAUUCAUCGAUCUGGACGGACUGGGAGAGCUGGAAAUACGGGGGUUGCUGUGAUGCUUUAUGAUCCAAGAAGGUCUAAUUUUUCUAAGAUAGAAAGAGAAUCUGGUGUGAAGUUCGAGCAUGUAUCUGCUCCUCAGCCACUUGAUAUUGCCAAAGUUGCUGGUGUAGAAGCAGCAGAGACAAUCACCCAAGUCUCUGAUAGUGUUAUUCCGGCCUUCAAGUCUGCUGCCGAGGAGCUAUUGAGUACCUCUGGUCUAUCACCUGUGGAACUGCUUGCAAAAGCACUUGCCAAGGCUUCUGGUUAUACCGAGAUUAAGAGGAGAUCACUUCUAUCUUCCAUGGAGAACUAUGUUACAGUACUUCUUGAGGCUGGCAGACCCAUUUACACACCAUCCUUUGCUUAUGGUGUCUUGAGGAGGUUUUUACCAGAGGAGAAGGUUGAGACAGUUAAGGGUAUUGCUCUCACAGCUGAUGGGAAAGGGGCUGUCUUUGAUGUGCCUUCUGAAGAUUUGGACACGUUUCUUGCUGGCCAGGAAAAUGCUGCAGGUGUGAGUUUAGAGGUGGUGAAAGAAUUGCCAGAUUUGCAAGAAAAAGAGCAGUCAAGAGGUGGUCGAUUUGGUGGUGGUGGCCGCGGUGGAUAUGGUGAUAGGAGAAAUGGUGGUAGGUUCUCAGGAGGAAGAGGUGGGAGGGGUGGUUUUUCUGAUCGAAGGAACAGCAGUGGAGAGAGAGGUCGCAAAUGGUAAAGCACUCUGGAACUGGUGCACAGAAGCAUUGGAUUGUUGUAGGGCAAAACUUAUUCUGCGAUAAUGAAGAAAAUAUUUCAUAUUCGGCCCAAUGAAUUGAAAAGCUGAAUAUGAUUGUUUUCAUAUUUAUUUAUUUUCACAUCUUUUUUCAUUUUCUGGGGUUUUUCCCACCGUCCCCAAAUUUUUUUGCCAAUUUUGCUUGGGAAUAUUAGAAAGAUGAUUGUUAAGCGUGUAAUCACAUUUUCGAUAAAUGUAUUCCGAGUUAUUUAGUUA